GGCUUGGUAAUGUUGACCAAGGUGCUGGUGGUGGACAUGAUGUUGGACAUGAUGUUGGUGGACAUGUUGGUGGACAUGAUGUUGGACAUGAUGUUGGUGGUGGACAUGAUGUUGGGGGAUA
Molecule: messenger RNA, 121 nt
Organism: Paraglomus occultum
Lineage: Eukaryota; Fungi; Glomeromycota; Glomeromycetes; Paraglomerales; Paraglomeraceae
Source: the annotation of a GenBank genome assembly